Molecule: messenger RNA, 948 nt
Organism: Leishmania braziliensis MHOM/BR/75/M2904
Lineage: Eukaryota; Euglenozoa; Kinetoplastea; Trypanosomatida; Trypanosomatidae
Exons: 1
Coding region: 1-948 (315 amino acids)
Source: RefSeq, a predicted model, not a curated record
AUGCCGCCAGCUGCUCGCCUCGGCUUUCUCGGGAGCGCUUCAGGCACCACCACCGAAAAACUACCGGCGUCGAAUGCGCAUUCUCUCCGAAUCCCCGUCUCUGUGUUGCACUACAUCCAGGAGAGCUAUUUGCCCUCUGCGCGACGUAAGCUGGUCGAGGUGCAACAGCAACAGAAGCUCUCCUCUUCCACGCCUGCUCUUCAAGUGGAGUACAGCCUCUUUGCGCAGAUGGUCGCUGCGGACGUGUCGCUGCGUGCGCUGAAUGUGGAGCGGGCGACUGCAUUUGACAAGGACAAUAGCAGCCACGUGAACCUCCUCCAGCAGCUCUGGAUGGCCACAGGCAAGUCGGCGGCGACGUACAGUUCGCUCGGACCGCAGUGGGGCAGCAUUGGCUUUCAAGACGUCGACCCCGUGACAGACCUCCGUGGCGGUGGCGUGCUGGCGCUUCGCCAGCUCGUGCACUUUGCGCAGGUGCACAACGCCGCUUUUCGUGAGAUGCUUACCUACAACGAGCGUGUGCAGCGCGAGGGCAAGCACAGCUGGUAUCUGCUUGCUGUCGUCAGCAUUCAGCUAACGACUCAACUGCUGCUCGAGCAGAACUACCCACUGCAUGUGGCACAUUUGGAGAUGCUCUACGACGCGCUGCGCCUCGGGGCUGGUGAUGCGACGGCUAAGACUGUCAGCCGUCGUGCUGUGGCAGCACAGAAGGGCGUGUCCCUCGACCGCACAAGUGCCGCAGACACGGCGGCCUUUUGGGACUCCUGCAAGAGCUCGUGUAGUGCUGAGGCAGGCAUGUUUGCGCUGCACCACGCGCUGCUGCUUCACUUCAAAGAUUGCUGGGCCCGGGACGAGCCGCACGUGAUGGAGUACAACGCGUACAUGUCUGCCAAGGUGUACAGCACGUUCUUCACCACUAAAUGGACAGACACCACACUGACAGCGUUGUAG